AUGAACUUCCUGCGGACGGCCGCCUCGCUGGCGUCCAACUCACCGGCCGCCCAGCAGCUGGUCCAGAAUUUGGCAGGGCGCACGGCUGCUAUGUUCCAGCGAGAAGCCAAAGAUCUCGAGAUAAGCACCAUCAGCGAGUCCGCGCUGAAAAGCUUGAUUCUGCUCGACAGUAAUGCGGCGACGUCACUCUACAAAAACUCUGCCGGCUUCCAAGUCAUCUACAGGCCCACACGAAAAGUGCUGCUCAAAACGCCAAAUGAAGCCGAGGGCAAAAUCAUGGCCAACCGGCUGAAUAUGCUGUUUGGUGGGGUGAAUGAAGAUCCACUGAAGCCACUCACCGACGCCGAUGAGGUACAUCUGGCUUGCGCGCUCGGCUUGGUGCGCACGUUGAAGAGCAGCUUCCAGCAAAAUGGGCUCGUGUUGGUGAACACGCCAACGGCCGACCCGAAUUCUGCCGUUUUUCCGCUUCACAUCGCCUGCGAGCAUAAUCAGUACGAAGCCGCAAUGCUCUGCAUCUCUGCCGGGGCCAAGCCCGAGAAGCUCGGGUCGAGGGGUGAGACGGCCUACCAUGUGGCGGCGCGAAGCGGGGAUUUACGGCUAAUGCAGGCAUUGUUAGCCUACAACUCGGCCGAAGCCAUCAGGGUCUGUGUUGAUGCUGAAGAUUUGCACGGGUUUACGCCUUUGCAAGAAGCCAUUCGACAUGAGAAUUUUGAUGGGUUGAAGAAAAUCCUUUCCGACCUACAAGCCUGCCGCAACGCCAAGAAGCAAGUCCUCGGCUGCCUGGUUGGAUAUCAAAUCAAAAACUACGAGAACUGGAAAUAUAUCGCGCAGCUGAUCUGCGCCCCGCAGCUCGAUUGGCUGAUCCAGAUGAACAGCGCCGGCGACGCGGUGCUGCACCUGAAGCUGGAACCGGAUGUUUUGCGUGUGAUCUGCUCGUACGCCGAUUCCGGAACUUUGGAGCUACCAAAUGGGCGUGGGAUGACACCGCUACAAGCCGCUAUCGCGCGCGACGAUCUGGCCGCUUGCGUGUGUUUCGUGUCCUUUGGAGCCGACGUGAACAAGCGAACGCAAGAGUCCUGUAUCCAGUUGGCAUUAAAGUAUGCCAGCCCAACAAUUCUGCAACUGCUGAUCCUGCUCGGGGCAAAGAUGGAGGGCAACGACUCGCAGCUGGUCAACCAAAGGGAUAAAGUUUACAUCGAGCAAAUCCGGAAAAUGUUCAGUGGAAAAUUGGAGCCAAGUUUGGAUGCCGCGAUGAGAGCCCAUUUGCUAUCUGAGAAUACGAUCCGGAUCCGUGACGCCCUUCUGAAUACCGUACCUUCGAACAAACACCUCGCCAUUUCUCUGGACGGUGGUGGCAUUCGAGGACUGGCUGAGGCUCAGAUGCUCUUCGAACUCCAGCGCAUCUUAGGUACCAGCACCGGGUCGAUUCUAGCCAUCGGCUUAGCGCUUGGCAAAUCACCACAAGAUUGUAUCAGAUUGUAUCUUCGUUUCAAGGACGAGGUUUUUAGGGGCGAUAGACCGUACUCGGAGCAGAACCUCGAGAAAUGCCUUCAAAAUGAAUUCAAGCUGAACGGCCAGGAGUUGAGGAUGGUGGACGUCAAGAAAAAACUCCUCGUGACGGCCGCUCAAACAGACGUCAGCCCAGCGGAAAUUGUCGUAUUCCGUAGCUACCAGCUGCCAAAUGAAGCGCCGAAAAGCUAUAAGAGCCUCGGGUCGGCGAGCGAGUUGAAGCUCUGGCAAGCUGCCAGGUGUUCGAGCGCAGCCCCCACCUACUUCUCGGCCCCCCACGGCUGCUACAUGGAUGGCGGCCUCAUUGCGAAUAACCCGACCUCGGAAGUAUUGUCUGAUAUUCAAGUGAUCGAUGUGUUGGGACCGAAUAAGGUGAAACCGGCCGCUUUUCUGUCGUUGGGUACUGGAAUUCCGCCAACUCGUCGAGUCGGCGAAUCCACUCCUGAUGCCGGGAUCCUCGCUACGCUUAUGGCCAGACUGAACGUGACGGUGGUGCACACGCUGCAUAUGUUGACGGAACAGAUUUCUGCGGCCAACGGCGUCGUCGUCAGCCGCUCAGCCGGCUUCUGCCUAGCCAUGGGUAUUCCAUUCUUCCGCUUCUCCCCGCCACUUGCGUUUGAUAUUGAACUCGAUGCCCGGGAUGAUAAGACGCUAAUCGAAAUGAUGUGGACGUCGAGGAACUACAUCAACACUCACCCCGAUCUGAAGAAGCUCGUCGAAUAUAUGCAAAAA
Mesorhabditis spiculigera is the source of this 2241-nucleotide messenger RNA. The record is from the annotation of a GenBank genome assembly. Lineage: Eukaryota; Metazoa; Nematoda; Chromadorea; Rhabditida; Rhabditidae.